Molecule: messenger RNA, 3053 nt
Organism: Dendrobium catenatum
Lineage: Eukaryota; Viridiplantae; Streptophyta; Magnoliopsida; Asparagales; Orchidaceae
Product: proline-rich receptor-like protein kinase PERK9
Exons: 11
Coding region: 681-2888 (735 amino acids)
Biological process (GO): protein phosphorylation
Molecular function (GO): ATP binding; protein kinase activity
Source: RefSeq, a predicted model, not a curated record
UGACCUUUAGCCUUAUAGUAACGUACCCCAUAUUUUUUUUUCUUGGCCUUGAAUAUAAUAAGCAAAAGGUAAAAUGAUCAGGGAGAUGGAGCAGAGCGGCGAGGCGAUUGAAGAGGUACGCUCACCUCAGUCUAAUUAGUUCGCUAGCUACUCGGAACAAAACUCUCUCUCCAACGCGGGAGCAGACGACAGGCAUUCUGAAGUCGCCGUCACGUUGUUGUGAACGCAAAAGCUGAAGCAGAGGAGGGCAAGGAUAGAGCAGUUAGUGGCGUUGCACUCGCGCUGCGCGGCAUUCUUCCUGGAAAGUUUGAUAGUCGACUUCUAUACUUUGGGUAUCUGGGAUAUACGAGGUUCAGCGGUUUUGGUCGGAAAUCUAGGAAAAAAAGAUUUGGUUUGGUUGAGUGGUGUUCUGAGCGAGAAAGCUUCCGUGCGGCUGGGGAAUUUUGGAUUUUGACUUAUUUAGAUCCUUUUUUUCUGUUAAGAAAUGAUUUGCUGGAGUUUUUGAUCUCUGGCGAAUAGAAGCUGGAGAUUUUGGGGGUUUUUGCUUGUUGGGGAUUUCUGUGGAAAUGAGGGAAAGAAGAGGCUUGGUGAUGAGUGUAAUCUUCGCUUGUGCUUCGCCAUGAAAGAUAUGAUAUUGCUUAGUUUGUGUUGAGAGAGAGGAGGUACUCAAGCUAGGUACAAUGGCUGCCUCCCCUCCUUCAUCUUCGGCAAUUCCACCCACUUCAGCAGGUGCUUCACCAUCGCAGCCAUCCCUUUCCCCGCCACCUCCAGCUCCAGGAACCGACUCCCAACCCAGUGCCUCAUCCGAUCCUCCUACAUCUUCUCCACCGCCAGUUUUGGUUGCUACUCCUCCUCCUACUUCUAGCCCUCCCCCACCCCUUCCUAGUUCUUCACCGCCGCCACCAGCGGUAUCUUCGCCCCCGCCGUCGAGCAACCCUGCUCCGCCACCAGCUUCCCCAUCCCAGCCGACUCCAACUGCACCGCCCCCUGCAUCAAUUUCCCCUCCACCCUCUACAGUGAUCCCUCCCCCAUCUUCUCAGCCCCCACCACCUGUAGCUGCAGUACCGCCUCCAUUGCCUUCUCAGGCUCAGCCACCACCACCUCCAUCUUCUACACCACCUGGAGGUUUAGCUCCCUCAUCACCUUCCACCAAACCACCACCUUCACCUUUACAACCAUCUCCACAAGACCCCCCUCCUUCUAGGUCUCCCUCUCCACCUUCUAAUCCCAAUCCAUCAGCACCACCACCAAAAGAUCAACCACCAACAGCCCCUUCUCCACCCUCCCCUUCUAAUCCCAAUCCAUCAGCACCACCACCAAAAGAUCAACCACCGACAGCCCCUUCUCCACCCUCCCCUCCUCCAAGCAAUUCCUCCAGUCAAGUACCAUCCAUCAAUCAGCCCACACCACCCUCUCCACCUUUGAGUUUUCCAACCCCUCCCAGCAAUUCUCCAAGCUCCCCCUCCCCAAAUUUGCCUGGCUCACCGGCUACUCCUGUUAGUCCUGGGAGAUCAAGUACACCAUCAGCAAAUGAUAAUAUAGGCUCUGGAAAUGGCAGAGCUGUUGGAGGUGGAAGCAAUACUGGGGUGAUUGUGCCUAUUGCUGUAGUAUCGGCAUUGGUUGUACUCAGUUUAAUAGGAGUUUCAGUAUGGUUCAUGAAUAAGCGUAAGAAGAAGUCUAGCGGAUAUGCUGCUGGUUUUGUCAUGCCCUCUCCAUCUUCACAAUUUUCAGCAGAGUCAUCGUACCAACGGUCCCCUUCAGCUCCUCUUGGCUAUCACAGCUUCGGAACUCAUGGAGGAUCUCCGGGUUCCUUGAACUCAAUGCAUGAGCAUAGUUUAGGCAAUUCAAAGUCAUGGUUUUCCUUUGAAGAGUUGCACAAAAUAACAAAUGGUUUUUCAGAGCAGAAUCUAUUGGGUGAAGGUGGUUUUGGUUGUGUAUACAAAGGUUGCUUACCUGAUGGUAGAGAUGUUGCAGUGAAGCAACUCAAAGUCGGCGGCUCUCAGGGAGAGCGAGAGUUCAGAGCAGAAGUUGAAAUAAUUAGCCGUGUUCAUCAUCGGCAUUUGGUUUCCUUAGUAGGGUACUGUAUAGCUGAAAAUCAAAGAUUGCUAGUCUAUGACUUUGUGCCUAACGAUACACUUCAUUAUCAUCUUCAUGGGCAAGGAAAACUGGUUAUGGACUGGACUGUCCGGGUUAAGGUUGCAGCCGGUGCAGCUCGUGGAAUUGCAUACUUGCAUGAGGAUUGUCAUCCCAGGAUUAUUCACCGAGAUAUAAAAUCGUCGAACAUUCUCAUAGACAACAAUUUUGAAGCUCAGGUUUCUGAUUUUGGUUUAGCAAGGCUUGCCAUGGAUGCUUGCACACAUGUAACCACAAGAGUGAUGGGAACAUUUGGGUACUUAGCUCCAGAGUAUGCAUCAACUGGCAAGCUAACUGAGAAAUCUGAUGUUUUCUCCUUUGGAGUUGUCCUUUUGGAGCUCAUUACUGGAAGGAAGCCUGUUGAUUCUUCCCAGCCUCUGGGAGAUGAAAGCCUUGUUGAAUGGGCUCGUCCUCUACUCUCAAACGCCCUUGAAUCUGGCGAUUUUGGAGCUCUGCCAGAUUCCAGGCUUGAGAAGAACUACAAUAUGAAGGAGAUGUUCCGAAUGAUCGAGGCCGCAGCGGCUUGCGUUCGCCAUUCGGGAUCAAUGAGACCUCGAAUGAGCCUGGUUGCGAGGGCUCUUGAUAUGUCAGCUGACAUUGACUUGAGCAAUGGCGUCCAACCCGGCCGAAGCGAACUAUUUAAUACAGGGCCACAUUCUGAGGAGAUCAGGAUGUUUCAAAGAAUGGCAUUUGGUAACCAGAACUAUAGCUCUGAUUUUACUCGUUCAAGCUUGAUGAUUGAUAGAGAUUUGUAGUGAGUAGAAUAAUUUUUUCUAUUUUUUUUUGUGAUAUAGCCCUUUUAUUUGUUACUUCUUCUUUUGGCUUUUGUAGCUAUUCUUUGAUGUAUGACUGGGAAUGUUUUCAGGAUUCCCCACACCCAAUGUAUCUGUGAUUAUCUUUUGGUAUCAAUUUUUUUUUGU